Messenger RNA from Eriocheir sinensis (Chinese mitten crab), 3668 nucleotides. Its product is annotated as neprilysin-1-like. Gene Ontology annotation, biological process: protein processing. The coding region runs from base 146 to 2491 and encodes 781 amino acids. Gene Ontology annotation, molecular function: metalloendopeptidase activity. Gene Ontology annotation, cellular component: plasma membrane. The transcript has 6 exons. Lineage: Eukaryota; Metazoa; Arthropoda; Malacostraca; Decapoda; Varunidae. The record is from RefSeq and is a predicted model, not a curated record.
CUCUCUCUCUCUCUCUCUCACGCACACACACACCUUCCAUCUCACCUUGCGGAUCCACUAAUCAGUUCUUUUUUUCUCCUUCCACAGGUAAGCGUUGGACAGGUGUGCCGGCCCGACCAGGUCGUGUGUUCGUGUGUCUGAAGCCAUGGAGUUGCCGACUAUAAGCAAUGGCCGCAUGGAGUCCCCGGGAAGGGUGGAGAGACAGGAAAGGGUGGAGAGACAGGAGCCGGGCGUGCAGGGGCUGUGGCGGCGGAGGACUAAUCUGGAGAAGGCGCUGGUGGGCGUCUGCUGCGUGGCCCUGGUGGCUUGCGCGGCCCUGGUGGGGGUUAUGACCGCCUCUUCGUCCUCUUCUUCCUCGGCUGCCACACUCGCGGUCCCGGCACCACCACAGGCUGAGGAGCCGAUGCCACAUGGCAAGGAGGUGGAAGUUUGCGACACGCAGGAGUGCAAGCUGGCCGCCAGCAUCAUCGAGGCCAUGGACACCUCUGUUGACCCCUGUGACAACUUCUACCAGUUCGCAUGCGGCGGCUGGAUCAACAACAACCCGGUGCCCGAGGACUCAUCCCGCUGGUCCCAGAUCGACGUGUUGGCCCGCAAGCUGUCCAACGCGUUGGGCACUAUCCUGGAGGAACCCAUCGACGCCCAGGACCCUGCGCCCAUCAACAAGGCCAAAAACUUCUACCUGGGCUGCAUGGACGAGCCGCAGCUGGAGGCCCGGGGCGUCACGCCGCUCACUGACUUCCUGGACCAGUUCGGCGGCUGGCCCAUGACCAUCAACGCCUGGGACGAGACCGCCUUCGACUGGCAGGCCACGGUGGCCCAGAGCAGGGUGCAGGCCGGCUCCACCUCCCUUGUGGAGGUGUGGGUGUUUGCCGACGAGAAGGAUACCUUCUCCACCACCCUUUACAUCGACCAGACGUCCCUAGGUCUUCCUCGCUCUGUGCUCGUCAACCCAGACAACUACCAGGAGCGCAUCGAGGCCUACAAGACCUACAUCGCCGCCACGGCUAACAUUCUGGCCGAGGCACUGGGCCAGGACGGCAGCCAGGUGGCCGCCGACGUGGAGGUUGUUUUCGCCUUCGAGACGAGCCUCGCCGAGAUCACCAGAUCGAGCGAGGAGCGCCGGGACAUCGACAACAUGUACAACCCCAUGACGGUGACCGAGCUGAACACACUGACGGGCGCUGACUGGCUGCCGGUGUUGGUGCCCAUGUUCGAGGCCAGCGGCGUGACCGUGGACGGCAACACCCGCGUCAUCGUGCAGGAGCAGGCCUACAUGUACAACGUGACGCAGCUGCUUCAGACCACCAGCCAGCGCACGGUGUCCAAUUACUUGAUGUGGCGCCUCGUGAGAAGCCUGGGAGACGAGACGACGCAGGCCAUGCGCGACGCCUCCUUCCAGUACGACAUGGUGGCCAGCGGCGUCCUGGCCGAGGAGCCGCGCGCCACGCAGUGCGCGGACUCCACCAACGACUUCCUGGGGCUCGCCAUCGGCACCAAGUACGUGGAGACCUACUUCUCACAGCAGGCCAAGGACGAGGUGAACGCGAUGGUGGAAGACCUGCGCGUGUCCUUCGAAGGCCUGUUGGAGGUGAACGAGUGGAUGGACAACGCCACCAAGCCGCUGGCGAUGGAGAAGGCGGAGGCCAUCACCAAGUUCAUCGGCUACCCGGACUGGUACGGCAACACCACCGCCCUCGAGACCUACUACGCUGACCUCGCUGACCUCGAUCAGCUGACACACUUCGCUAACGUCCUGGCCCUCAAGUCGUGGUUGGCCGUCACCGAGUUCAAACGGCUGGGCAAACCGGCGCAGCGUGACCUGUGGGAAAUGCCGCCCACCACUGUCAACGCCUACUACAUGCCCGAGUACAACAGCAUCACUUUCAAUGCCGGCAUCCUGCAGCCGCCCUUCUACCGCGCCAACUCCCUCAUGGCCCUCAACUACGGAGGCAUUGGACAGGUGAUCGGCCACGAGAUUACUCACGGGUUCGACGACCAGGGGCGCCAGAACGAAAAGGACGGGAACGCGGUGCCCUGGUGGACCAACGCGACGCUCGAGGUCUUCCAGAGCCACGCCCAGUGCAUCGUCGACCAGUACGACAGCAUCCGCCUGCCUGAGCUGGACGGCCUGCUGCCCAACGCUACCCUCAACGGCGUCAAUACCCAGGGUGAGAACAUCGCGGACAACGGAGGCAUCAGGGAAGCACUUCUGGCCUACAAACUCUACACCGACCGCAACGGGGAGGAGCCAAGACUGCCGGGCCUGACUGAGUACACGCCCGCCCAGCUUCUCUUCCUCAGCAACGCCCACACCUGGUGCACGUCCAUCACCGACGAGGGGCUCCUCAACCAGGUGCUCACGGACCAACACUCCCCAUCAGAGUACCGCGUGGUUGUCCCAAUGAGCAACAUGAAGGAGUUUUCGGAUGUCUGGGGAUGUCCUGCUGGCUCCGGCAUGAACCCCAAUGACAAGUGUGUGGUGUGGUGAUGAGAGUGGUGGUGGAUGGUGGUGGUUGUGGUGGUUGAGUGGCAGUUGUGGUUGGUGGUGGUGGGUGAUGGUUUUGGUGUUGAUGUGUGGAUGAUCAUUGGCGAUUGGUGAUGAGACUGGUAAUAAAAGGUUGUGGUGAUGAGUAUGCUGUGAUUACGGUUGUGGUGAUUUGAUUGGUGGUUGUGAUGGGCGGUGGUGGUGGUGGUGAUUUUGGUGUUGUAUGGUGGGUGUGGUGGUGGUGGUGAUGAAAAGUGUGCGUGGUGAUGAUGGGGGACGAGGAUUCUUUGAGUGCUAGACCUUGUGGUGGUGAUGGUGGUGGUGGUGAAGGAUGGCGUGGGUGGAGGUGACUGGUGAUGAAGAGUGUGGUGGCGGUGAUGAUGAACAUAAGAACAUAAGAACGCAGGAGUCUACAAGAGGCCGGUAGGCCUGUACGAGGCAGCUCCUUUGACCCUAAGCUCCCGUGUAUCUAACCCCACCUAAUAUCGCUGUCCAUGAAUUUAUCUAGUCUAUUUUUGAAUGUGACAAUUGUAUUGGCACUCACCACAUGACUGUUAAGCCUAUUCCACUCAUCCACCACCCUGUUAGUAAACCAAAUUUUGCCUAUGUCCCUGUUGAAUCUGAAUUUAUCCAGUUUAAACCCAUUACUUCGUGUCCUACCCGGUUCUCUUACCAACAAAACCUUAUGAAUGUCUCCCUUAUUAAAGCCCUUCAUCCAUUUAUAAACCUCGAUCAUGUCUCCACGCACCCUUCGCCUUUCUAGAGAAUGCAAGUUUAACUGUUUGAGUCUUUCCUCGUAUGGCAAGUUUCUCAACCCCUGAAUCACCUUAGUCAUCCUCCUCUGCACCGAUUCUAACAUUUUGAUAUCCAUUCUAUAGUAAGGUGACCAGAACUGAACCGCAUAGUCAAGAUGAGGUCUAACUAAUGCUAAAUAUAGUUUGAGGAAGACUUCGGGGCUUCUGUUGCUUACGCUCCUUGAAAUAAAUCCCAGUACCCUAAUAGCUCGAUUUCUAGCUUGAAUGCAUUGUGCCCUUGGACGGAGAUCAGAGCUCACUAAGACCCCUAAAUCCCUCUCGUACCCAGACCUGCUUAUGAGAGUGUCAUUUAAGCAAUAGUUAUGUGAGGGGUUCUUCGGUCCUGUAUGGGUGAUAAAUCCUACGAACAAACUUACUAUAACAUC